UUUCUAACUACCAUCUUUUUUUCCCAUUCGUUUUCUAAACUUCGCGCAUUCUACGACAACCUCAAUUUUCUUCAUUCCUUUUCCCCUCCCAACCACCAAAUCAUCAAGACAAUUGAGUCGCAACCAUGGCGCCUAGGUCUUACUCCAAGACCGCAAAGGUCCCCCGUCGCCCUUUCGAGGCCGCUCGUCUUGAUUCCGAGUUGAAGCUCGUUGGAGAGUACGGUCUACGAAACAAGCGUGAGGUUUGGCGUGUCCAGCUCACCCUUUCCAAGAUUCGUCGUGCUGCCCGUCAGCUUCUUACCCUCGACGAGAAGGACCCUAAGCGUCUCUUCGAAGGCAAUGCCCUCAUUCGCCGUCUCGUUCGUGUCGGUGUGCUCGACGAGUCCCGCAUGAAGCUCGAUUACGUGCUUGCCCUCAAGGUCGAAGAUUUCUUGGAGCGCCGCCUGCAGACCUGUGUCUACAAGCUCGGUCUUGCCAAGUCCAUCCACCACGCCCGUGUCCUCAUCCGCCAGCGCCACAUCCGCGUCGGCAAGCAGAUCGUCAACGUCCCCUCUUUCAUCGUCCGUCUCGACUCCCAGAAGCACAUCGACUUCUCUCUGACCUCGCCGUUCGGUGGCGGGCGUCCCGGCCGUGUCCGGAGAAAGAAGGCUAAGGCCGCCGAGAAGAAGGACGACGGCGAGGAGGAGGAAGAGGAAGAGUAAAUGCAUCACUCUCCAUGAAUUUACGUGGAUAGUUUGCCGGUGGGGAAAACGGAUUACAUUAUGGGCGUAUGAAACUACUUUAAAGGUCAUACCUCAAGGCGUUAGGCCAGGGGAAACGGAAUGCAUGAAAGAACUUUCACGACCGUUUGAUAAAUCAAUGCUCUAUGUGAUCCACUGCUUUGACUCCUUUCGA
Messenger RNA from Daldinia loculata, 894 nucleotides. Its product is annotated as 40S ribosomal protein S9. The record is from RefSeq and is a predicted model, not a curated record. Gene Ontology annotation, cellular component: cytosolic small ribosomal subunit. The coding region runs from base 126 to 701 and encodes 191 amino acids. NCBI's taxonomy places the organism in Eukaryota, Fungi, Ascomycota, Sordariomycetes, Xylariales, Hypoxylaceae. The transcript has 3 exons. Gene Ontology annotation, biological process: positive regulation of translational fidelity; translation. Gene Ontology annotation, molecular function: rRNA binding; structural constituent of ribosome.